This is a messenger RNA of Branchiostoma belcheri (Belcher's lancelet), 1728 nucleotides long. RefSeq names its product organic cation transporter protein-like. NCBI's taxonomy places the organism in Eukaryota, Metazoa, Chordata, Leptocardii, Amphioxiformes, Branchiostomatidae. Gene Ontology annotation, cellular component: membrane. Gene Ontology annotation, molecular function: transmembrane transporter activity. The transcript has 12 exons. Gene Ontology annotation, biological process: transmembrane transport. The coding region runs from base 1 to 1728 and encodes 575 amino acids. The record is from RefSeq and is a predicted model, not a curated record.
AUGGCUGAAAACGAAAACGGCACCGAAGCAGCUUUGAUGUGCCCAAACGGAGUGCAUGGGGAGGUCAGGGACGACGCGUCGGUUAGAGUGAACUACGACCGUGCUUUGGACUACCUAGGCGGGUUCGGACCCUGGCAAAAGAGAGUGUUCUUCUUCAUCUGCCUGCCUAUUGGCAUCAACGCCCUCCAGUUAUUUGGUAUCGUCUUCUUGGCCGUCGAGCCCGACUUCCACUGCCGGGUGCCCCAGGCCAACUUCUCGGGGCAAGAGGCGACCCCGGCCGAGCUGAUGAACGUGACCAUCCCCUGGGAGAUGAGAGACGGGGAGUGGAAACGGAGUCAGUGCAAACGUUACAGUUACGGCCCUUCCGAAUCAACGUUCAACACCACUAACUAUGGAGACUUUGAGGAAAAACACCCUGCGGCCAACAGGUCGCAGAUUCCGUGUGACCAAGGGUACGAGUACGACACGUCCGAGUACAAGAGCACUGUUGUCACAGACUGGGACCUUGUUUGUGACAACAGUUGGAAAGUGAAGCUGGCUAAGUCUCUCUGGUUCGCGGGUAAAAUGGCCGGAGCGGUUUUGGGCGGACACGCGGCAGACAGAUGGGGCCGAAGACCAGUUCUGUUGGUGUCCCUGGCAGUUGACUACGUGUCCGGGAUAGCGUGUGCCUUCUCACCCAACUACGCAGCGUUCAUGGCCAUCCGGUUCAUCAUAGCCGCGAGCACCACCGUCACAAGCUUGGCUCUUUUUGUGAUGGCACAAGAGCUGGUUUCCGCCAAUAAGCGGAGCAUGGUGGGGAUGGUCAUCUGGGUCCCCUUUGCCCUUGCGUACGUACUUCUACCCGGGAUCGCCUUCUUCAUACGGACGUGGAUGUGGCUGCAGAUCACCAUCACCAUGCCGUUUCUCCUCUUCAUAUCAUUUUGGUGGAUUAUGCCCGAGUCUCCAAGAUGGUUGAUCUCCAGGAAUCGCCACAAGGAGGCGGCGGCCAUCUUGCGGAAAGCCGCGGAAGUUACGAAGGUUACUCUGCCUGAUGAGGUGUUCCACGACACCAUCCCGCUGACACAGAAUGAAGAAAAGGCUAAGAAAAAGGAGAGGGUCUACACGUUUAUCGACCUGUUCAGAACCCCGAAACUUCGAAAGUGGACUCUGAACAUCUUCUUCAACUGGGUCGUCAACACCCUGGUGUAUUAUGGGAUAUCCCUCAACACGGCUGCCCUGAGCGGGAAUUUUUACUUGAACUUCGCCAUUUCCGGUUUCAUCGAGAUCCCGGCGUAUCUGAUCUCAAUUUUCAUCCUGGAUAGGUUCGGAAGACGCUGGCCUCUGUGUGCGCUGCUUCUGUUCGGAGGCGUCGCCUGUAUCGUGGCCUUCUUCAUUCCCAAACACCUUGGCUGGAUGACCACCACUCUGGCCAUGACUGGCAAGUUCUGCAUCACCGCUUCCUUCGCAGUUAUCUACAUCUUCUCAGCUGAGAUCUUCCCUACUGUAGUAAGGCAAAUCGGGAUGGGCAUGUCUUCCAUGACCGCUCGUGUCGGCGGCAUGGUCGCCCCGUUCGUGAAUCUACUCGGCAGCUAUUGGGCGCCGAUGCCUUACGUCAUCUUCGGAGGAAUGUCGAUCGCCGCCGGGCUGCUGACGCUGCUGCUGCCGGAAACGAUCGGGAGGAAACUUCCGGCUACCAUCGAGGAAGGCGAGAACAUCGGGAAGAAAGAUACCAUGGUGGACGAGGAGUGA